Molecule: messenger RNA, 444 nt
Organism: Neoarthrinium moseri
Lineage: Eukaryota; Fungi; Ascomycota; Sordariomycetes; Amphisphaeriales; Apiosporaceae
Exons: 1
Coding region: 1-444 (147 amino acids)
Source: RefSeq, a predicted model, not a curated record
AUGCACGCACUAAGCAUCUGGAUCGAGACGGGCUGGAAGAUUCGCAAGUUCCGGCUCACCUUUGCGAACUCAUCCCGUUUCAUCGCGCAGUUCGUGUACCCGGCCGAUCUGUUCGUGCAGCUGCAGCCCUAUGCGGACCAAUUGGGCCUCGAUUGGGACAUGGACGAGCGCGAGCUGUGCGUACUGUGGAUGAAGGACCGCCUGCUACCCGAGGUCGGCGCCGAGGAGGGCGACGAAGAGCCAGACGAGUGGCAGCUUGUUGCUGGUCAGCAGGAGCUGGAUGAGCUCUGCAAGGACGACCUUAAAUGCACGUUGUGGUCCAUGGCGGCUCGUGAGUGGAACGACGUGCUCUUCGUCCGCGAUGUGACCCCGGAGAAGCUGAGCACCGAGAAGACGAUGUGGGAUGCCAUGGCUGGUAUAUCCAGUAUGGCUCUAAGAGAGUAA